Messenger RNA from Condylura cristata (star-nosed mole), 4196 nucleotides. It is a transcript of the gene TSPYL4, whose product is annotated as TSPY-like 4. Gene Ontology annotation, biological process: nucleosome assembly. NCBI's taxonomy places the organism in Eukaryota, Metazoa, Chordata, Mammalia, Eulipotyphla, Talpidae. The record is from RefSeq and is a predicted model, not a curated record. The coding region runs from base 63 to 1310 and encodes 415 amino acids. The transcript has a single exon. Gene Ontology annotation, molecular function: chromatin binding; histone binding. Gene Ontology annotation, cellular component: nucleus; chromatin.
GCGGAGCGCAGUUUCUGCAGAGGACAAGAGACGCUCUCUCUGCAGGUCUGACUUCUCCCAAAAUGAGCGGCGAUGGGGAUGAAGAUAACUGCGUCCCUGACCUGAAAGCCUGCGGGCAGAUUACUCCAGAGCAUGCCCCGGGAUAUGCAGACCUAAACCAGUGCCAGGGCGAGGAAACCGAGGUGACACAAGAGAUGGCGGACACAGGUGAGGGCACUUUGGGGACCACCGCGGAGGGAGGCGCACCCAGGGACCCCGCCAGUGGUGGCCCCGUGCUCCGCAUCCGAGUUGCUGGGAUUCGCGGCCGUGCAGCCAGCAAAGCGGUGCAGAAAGAGGCUCCACCUCCCACCGAGGGCCUGGAGGUAGCCUCUGCCGCCGCCUCGGUGGUCACUGACAAUAGUCAGGAAAAUGGCUGUCAGCGUAGAGAGCCUCGCUGCCCUGCUGGGGAGAAAGCGCUAGAAGCCUGUGGCGCUGGGGGCUUGGGGUCUCAUUUGAUGCCUAGGGCGAAGUCCAAGGAAAUGACUACAAAAAAGUGCGCAGUCUCAGCAGCACUGGAAAAGGAGGGAGGAGCUGAGGAGGUGGUGGAGGGAAAGAAGAUGAUACAGAAGGAAAAGAAGGUGAUAGGAGGAUUGAAAGAGGAGUCUCGGGCUAGGGCCCCGAAGAUCAAUAACUGCAUGGACUCACUAGAGGCCAUCGAUCAGGAGCUGUCAAACGUGAAUGCCCAGGCUGACAGGGCUUUUCUUCAGUUGGAGCGUAAGUUUGGCCGCAUGAGAAGGCUCCAUAUGCAGCGCAGAAGUUUCAUUAUCCAAAACAUCCCCGGUUUCUGGGUCACUGCCUUUCGGAACCACCCCCAGCUGUCACCAAUGAUCAGUGGCCAAGAUGAAGACAUGAUGAGGUACAUGAUCAAUUUGGAGGUGGAGGAGCUUAAACACCCCAGAGCAGGCUGCAAGUUCAAGUUCAUCUUUCAGAGCAAUCCCUAUUUCCGAAAUGAGGGGCUCGUCAAGGAAUAUGAGCGCAGGUCCUCCGGUAGGGUAGUGUCUCUUUCCACUCCAAUACGUUGGCACCGGGGCCAAGACCCCCAGGCCCAUAUCCACAGGAAUCGGGAAGGAAACACUAUCCCCAGUUUCUUCAACUGGUUCUCAGACCACAGCCUUCUAGAAUUCGACAGGAUUGCUGAGAUUAUCAAAGCAGAACUGUGGCCCAAUCCUCUGCAAUACUACCUGAUGGGUGAAGGUCCUCGAAGAGGAAUACGAGAUCCAGCAAGGCAGCCAGUGGAGAGCCCCAGAUCCUUCAGGUUCCAGUCUGGUUAACUGCUGCCUCUGUGUGAAGGUUCUGCACAAGUUUCCUUACCACCUCCUCUUGGACCCAUGCUUGGCCAACAGCAUGCAGUCUUCAUCUGCUUUCUCUUGGCACUGCAUUGUUUUGUACUUUGGUUCUUCAAGUCUUCUCAAUCUUCAACAGUCAUUUGCUAGAUUAUCCUUUAUAUGCCAGUCUCUUCUUCCUCUGGGCCUUCAUUCUGCUCUGCAUUGUAUUACGUGUACCAAAUGCAUGGCCUUCCACUGCUUCUAAGCCAAGCCCAUGAUCCUGUAGAUAUGCACCGCCUUCCUUUGCAUGCCUGGGAUUCUAUCUGUGACUGUGGUCUUCUCUCCGUUCUUUAAGUGGUUAUCUACCAAAAGAAGCUUAUACAUCUUUGCAAAUGACUAACUGGGCUUCAUACUUUAUUCUGGCUGUGAUCUUGGUGCCCAGGUAUUCUAUGGCAAUCUCUUUGAAUUUCAUCGCUGCAAGAUGAGGCUGAUGUAUAGAUGAUGCCAGCUAUCAACCCAAAUCGGACAUUUCCAGGCUACCAUAACUGUGUUCCAACUGCCUUUCUGGGCCCCUCUGGUUAUUGGCAGAAUAAACAGAUGGCUGGUGGGUGGUUGCUGGGUGUGAAUGAAGUAACAGAUGAGAGGUUACCUAUGUUCUUUGUCAGUACAAUGGCCUGUUUCUUUGGUCACUCUGCAUCAUGACCAGAUAUUGGUGAGUAUUAAGGCCUGUUCUGUGGCCCACCCAACCUGCUCUUGUUUUCUUGGAUGAACUUUGUGCAGAAUCACUGCCUGAAUCUUUAGAACUAUCUGUGGACUUAAACUCUUCGGUGCUUACAGAUCCCCUUCCCUCCUAUCUCCCCUUCCCCCAACCCUCCAUGGUAACCCAGAAGCCCAGUUGGCUGUAGUCAUAGGUGGCUGUGCUCAAAGCAAGACUAGAAAGGGGGUCUUUAACAGCAAUUAUCCUUUCUGAACCCCAGCCACCAACCCUUACCUUGUCUAGGCAACUUCCUUAGGCAUCCCCUUCUUAAACCCUUCCCAGUCCCUUUUGAACCUGAUGAACUUGCCAGGCUGGGGGCACCAAGGGAGAGGUCUCUAUGGUCUGUGAGACUUGUUAUGCCUCUGUCUGAUUUUUUCUGCUCCUUUUUCCCCUCUCACCCUCUCUUCUCUCCCUCCAUGCCCCUUCCCCUUCCAAAAGUACUAACUCCUCCCUCUCAUUGAGCUAGUUACUGCUUGCCAACAAAGUUAAAACUGGCAAAGCAGCUUUUUUGUUUAAUUUUGCUCUUUCCUUGAUUGUGUCCAGAGGAAGGUAUUUACAGUAGGCUUCAAGAUCUCAGGAUCUUGUAUUGUCCUCUUCUGCUUCAUGCCUCCAUCCCAUUUCCUAUAGCAAGGUCUAAAUGUUUCAAAGGGCGAUUGAAGGACUUGUUAGUAUAGGAUAUUGUUCUUUUAGACCAUCUUUGACAAACCCACCUAUUCCCUUUCCCUUAGCAAAACAUGUUUUUGUUCGUUUUAGUUUGAGAACUGGGAGGAGAAAUAGAAAGGCCUCACAGCGAAAGGGUCAAGACAGAGCCAGAGCAGGUUGUUGGUUUCUCUCCACUUUUCUAAAGAUGGAAAUUCUUUUUUUUUUUUUGGGUGGGAUGGGGUGGGGAGGGAGGGCUUGGACCACUUAGAAAUAACCCUAUGGCAGCAUUUUGGGUCAAUUCUUUGUCCACUUUCAUUACCAACUUGAUAUCCUAGGGACUUCCAUCCUAUUGCCAGGUCUUUUGGUACUAAGUCUUCAGCGUUCCCAGUUCCCCUUGCUUCCAUCCAACAAAUGAAGAAGCAGGCUGCAUUGUGGGAGACGCUAAACCUCAUAGGAGAUGCCAAACCUCAGGGGAAUGGAGUAAAAGCUUGUGUGGUGUCUGUGGAUUUCCAGGAUGAGUUGCAGUAGUUGGGACAGUAAUGCUUUCAGGGCUCUUGUGGAGAUGUGUGUUGGGUGAGGAUUACGUGCCCAUCCCCUUUCUCUUUUCUAGACCUUGAGCCUAGCUCCCUCAGGACUUGGGAGACCUUGGGAGAGCAGUGGGGAAGAUGCUGUAGUCUGGGGAGAUUAGAAGCUUACAAACAGAGAAGAGCCUGCUGAGGAGCGGGCUUGGAAAGGCAGACAGAAAGGUCUGGAACCCUGCAGGUUCAAGGGUGAAAGGGAAGAUCUCUGAGUAUUUUCCUAGAAAUGGUGGGAGAAUCAAAGUGGUUGAUAUUUAAAAGGAUAUGUGGAGAAGGGAUUUCUUUUACUUAACUCCUUAAAUUGCCAGUAAAUUUUUGUAUCCAAAAAAAAUGCAGUCUGGAUGUUUUUUUUUCUCUCUCUCUAGGUUAUUCUAAGAGUGACCUUUUAUAUAUACAAGAUAAGUGGUAUAUGCUCUUUAUUUCACUGUGCUUGAGUAAACUCCUAUUCCUUCAUUUUUGCUUGCUAGCAGAAUGGGCAUUUACAGGCCUGCUUUUUGCUUGUAAUUGAGAAUGUGUGCAAAAUAUCAAACUUGUUUCCUGUGUAGUAUGAAGCCUUCUGUGACUAUUUUAUCAGCUUGUUCUGGUCUCUUCAUAUAUAGCUCUAUUCUUAGAAACAAUUUCAAUAAUGUGAUCUUUAAAGAGUCCGAAAUUUUGCAAAUUGUUGCUGUGUCUUGUGGAAGUAAUCUCACAAAGGAAGACCUAACUGUUGUCUUUCUUGAUAUUCCUUGUCCUAGUGGUAAUGUACUUGAUAAUGUUCCUAACCAGUGUAAGUACCUGUAGAAUUGCUUUGUCGAAUUUAAACAAGAUUGUUAGUACUUUUGUCUUCUCCUGUGUGCUUGAAGGAAAAUAAAGUCUGUCACUCUGCUGUGUUUGUUUUCACCAAAAUAAAUAUAUAAAUAAAUAAGUGAAUGAGUA